Sorex araneus (European shrew) is the source of this 1223-nucleotide messenger RNA. Its product is annotated as glutathione S-transferase A4. Bases 104 to 772 code for a protein of 222 amino acids. The record is from RefSeq and is a predicted model, not a curated record. The transcript is spliced from 7 exons. Gene Ontology annotation, biological process: xenobiotic metabolic process; glutathione metabolic process. Lineage: Eukaryota; Metazoa; Chordata; Mammalia; Eulipotyphla; Soricidae. Gene Ontology annotation, molecular function: glutathione transferase activity.
GUCCCGGAGGCCGGGUCCCGCCUCGCAGCCCGCGGCUGCCAGUGCGCUGUUGCACCCCUGGCCCGAUAGCCGCCCGCCGUGUCCAGACAGCCCUUGAGCCAGCAUGGCAGCGAGGCCCAAGCUCCACUACCCGAACGGAAGAGGCCGCAUGGAGUCGGUGCGCUGGGUGCUGGCGGCCGCCGGAGUGGAGUUUGAUGAAGAGUUUUUAGAAACAAAAGAACAGUUGCAAAAGCUGCAGGAUGGAAACCAUCUGCUGUUCCAACAAGUGCCAAUGGUGGAAAUCGACGGGAUGAAGUUGGUGCAGACCCGGAGCAUCCUGCACUACAUAGCGGAGAAGCACCAUCUCUUCGGCAGAGACCUCAAGGAGAGAACCCUGAUUGACAUGUACGUGGAGGGGACACUGGAUCUGCUGGAACUGCUGAUUAUGCACCCCUUCCUGAAGCCUGACGAUCAGCAAAAGGAAGUGGUCAGCAUGGCCCAGAAGGCCAUAAUUCGAUACUUUCCUGUGUUUGAAAAGGUUUUACGAGAGCACGGACAAAGAUUUCUUGUUGGCAAUCAGCUGAGCCUUGCAGAUGUGAUUCUGCUCCAAACCAUUUUGGCUCUAGAAGAGAAAAUUCCUAACAUCCUGUCUGCAUUUCCUCACCUCCAGGAGUUCUCAGUGAAAAUAAGUAAUGUGCCCACCAUUAAGAAAUUUCUCGAGCCUGGUAGCAAGAAGAAGCCCCCUCCUGAUGACAUCUAUGUGAGAACUGUCUACAACAUCUUUAUGCCAUAAAAACAUGUGUAUUCAUCUGUGAGUGAGAGCUUGUCCCUGCAGACCUCAUUGUCCACCACACUCUUAAUUGAUGCCAAGUUGCUGUGACCCCAGCUCUGCUAUGGUGCUAUGCAUCCUUGUCCCUAAGCUGGGUCUUGCAUUUAAAAAAAAAACUCUUUGAGAAACAUUGACAUGUUUGUGUGUGUGUGAGGGGGGUGGGGGGAUGUCCAGUGAUUCUUAUGGAACUUUUUUCUGUAAGCUGUUUUGGAGACAUUGGCCUUUUGAUGUGAUUACUCAUUCUUGCUGACUAGAAUGGGCAGGACCUCAUGUUCUCCCCAAGCUACAUGAUGCCUUUCUUUAUCAAAACCCUCAUUUUUGGUGUCUAAUAGCAACAAACUAUCCAGUGAAUCGCUCUUUUCUCAACUGUGCUAAAUCUAUGGUAUUCAGUAUUCGCAAAAAUAAAAUAAUUUAC